AUGCCGGUGCUCAGCGCGGUGCCGUUCCUGAAGCCCACCCACCCGCAGGGCCCACGCCGUUCUCCCGGCCGCCAGCGCCGGCACACGCUGCCCGCCAGCGAGUUCCGCUGCCUCAGCCCCGAGGAUGCCGUCAGCGUGUUUGAGAUCGAGAGGGAAGCCUUCAUCUCCGUCUCCGGUGACUGCCCGCUGCACCUGGAUGAGAUCCGCCAUUUCCUGACGCUGUGCCCGGAGCUUUCCCUCGGCUGGUUCGAGGAAGGGCGCCUGGUGGCCUUCAUCAUCGGCUCCCUGUGGGACCAGGACCGGCUCAGCCAGGCGGCGCUGACCCUGCACGAACCGCGGGGCACGGCGGUGCACAUCCACGUGCUGGCCGUGCACCGAACCUUCCGCCAGCAGGGCAAGGGUUCCAUCCUGAUGUGGCGAUACCUGCAGUACCUGCGCUGCCUGCCCUGCGCCCGGCGCGCCGUGCUCAUGUGCGAACAUUUCCUCGUGCCCUUCUAUGAGAAGUGCGGUUUCAAAGCUCUGGGUCCCUGCCAGGUGACGGUGGGCACGUUGGCCUUCACUGAGAUGCAGCACGAGGUGCGGGGCCAUGCCUUCAUGCGCAGGAACAGCGGCUGCUGA
Lagopus muta (rock ptarmigan) is the source of this 618-nucleotide messenger RNA. It is a transcript of the gene AANAT, whose product is annotated as aralkylamine N-acetyltransferase. Bases 1 to 618 code for a protein of 205 amino acids. Gene Ontology annotation, molecular function: aralkylamine N-acetyltransferase activity. NCBI's taxonomy places the organism in Eukaryota, Metazoa, Chordata, Aves, Galliformes, Phasianidae. Gene Ontology annotation, biological process: circadian rhythm; response to light stimulus; melatonin biosynthetic process. The record is from RefSeq and is a predicted model, not a curated record. The transcript has 3 exons. Gene Ontology annotation, cellular component: cytoplasm.